AUGGUAGCGGUUCAGGGCGGGCAGGACGAUUCCCCUGCCUCUCCUGGCGUCACAAGACCACUCGUUACCCAGACGGCAGGUGGAGAUAUCGUAGUUGACACCAUCAUGGCAGACGACCAGCAGGCGGUUCCCGUAUCGAGCCGCGGGCCAGACACGGUCGGAGCCUCGGUCGAUCACGGUUUAAACUCGUCAACGCCUGGCGGCGGCGACGGAGCGUCGACGCGUCAGACAGCGGUAUCACAACCCCGAUUACCUGAGGGGGUAAAGACGACUUCAUCCACGCCGGCCGUGGAGCACGUACCUCCUAAGGAGCUUUUUGAGGCUCUAAUUGAGUCGAUGAAAGCCUAA
Molecule: messenger RNA, 348 nt
Organism: Peronospora matthiolae
Lineage: Eukaryota; Oomycota; Peronosporomycetes; Peronosporales; Peronosporaceae
Source: the annotation of a GenBank genome assembly